UGAAAAGCAGCCCCAGUCACGUAUGAUUCUAAUAUCCUUCUACAAUAGCCUCGAGAACCAAGUAUGAGGUGACUGCUUUCAAGCUUCCUUGAUCCAGCAUUGAUCCAGUAGAGGCGAGGCCAUCUGACUUCGAGUAUGGCAGGUGACGACCUGAGCACCGUGGAAGCGGAACAAGCCAGUUGGGCGCGGACAGGAAAAGAUCUAGUAUCCGGCGCUGCUGGAGGAAUAGCCCAAGUGUUGUUAGGCCAACCAUUUGAUAUCAUAAAGGUCCGACUACAGACAACUUCGAAAUAUCCGAAUGCCGUGGCGUGCGCCUCAUCCAUCCUACGGAAUGAAGGGCCCUUCGCUUUCUACAAGGGAACUCUCACACCUUUGAUAGGCAUCGGAGCGUGUGUCUCUGUUCAGUUCGGCGCAUUCCACUACGCUCGACGGGCCUUCGAAGAACGCAACCUGGUCGCCAACCCACAGGGCAAGGGCGAACUCUCUUAUGGCCAAUAUUACCUGGCUGGUGCGUUUGCCGGUCUCACCAAUUCAGUACUCUCAGGACCCAUUGAGCAUGUCAGAAUCCGACUCCAGACUCAACCCCAUGGAGCAGAUCGUCUGUACAGUGGCCCUCUAGAUUGCAUCAAGAAGCUCUCCUCUCACGAAGGGGUUCUCCGCGGCUUGUACCGUGGUCAAGCUGUAACAUUGUACCGUGAAGCCCAGGCCUACGGUGUGUGGUUUCUCACCUUUGAGUAUCUCAUGAAUCUCGACAUGAAACGCAACAACGUCGAGAGAAAAGAGAUUUCCUCGCCCAAGGUGGCUUUCUACGGUGGUCUCGCCGGUGAGGCGUUGUGGAUUGCCAGCUAUCCUUUUGACGUGAUCAAAAGCAAAAUGCAGAGCGACGGAUUCGGCGCAGAUCAGAAAUACAAGACGAUGCGUGAUUGUUUCAGCAAGACAUGGCAAGCAGAAGGCGCUAGAGGAUUCUGGAAAGGCAUCGGUCCAACUCUGGCUCGAGCGAUGCCUGUUAGCGCUGGCACAUUCGCAGUGGUUGAGCUGACUAUGCGCGCUCUGAAUUGAGAACCACCUCUGUGUGAAAAUCUAAUCAGAGAGUAAUAAGGUGUGAUAGACUCAGCAACAUAGAUCAAUUGAGCACGGGAGGCAAGAAACCAUGGGUGAAAAGUUAAUGCCGGGAUAGAACUCGAUUGAAGUUUCCAAGUGCUUGAUAUCACUCGCGAGCAUCGUCGCAAUAAAUUUUCAGACCUGACACAUGUGAGCCACGGUCCUUAGCGACAAUCGCCUCUCCCGGAGCGCUUCGUG
Exophiala mesophila is the source of this 1299-nucleotide messenger RNA. RefSeq lists its product as uncharacterized. The record is from RefSeq and is a predicted model, not a curated record. The transcript has 4 exons. Lineage: Eukaryota; Fungi; Ascomycota; Eurotiomycetes; Chaetothyriales; Herpotrichiellaceae. Gene Ontology annotation, molecular function: L-ornithine transmembrane transporter activity. Bases 136 to 1059 code for a protein of 307 amino acids. Gene Ontology annotation, biological process: mitochondrial L-ornithine transmembrane transport.